Molecule: messenger RNA, 948 nt
Organism: Eublepharis macularius
Lineage: Eukaryota; Metazoa; Chordata; Lepidosauria; Squamata; Eublepharidae
Product: olfactory receptor 2D2-like
Exons: 1
Coding region: 1-948 (315 amino acids)
Biological process (GO): G protein-coupled receptor signaling pathway
Cellular component (GO): membrane
Molecular function (GO): G protein-coupled receptor activity; olfactory receptor activity
Source: RefSeq, a predicted model, not a curated record
AUGGACAGCUCAGAAGAAAGAAACCAGACCUCUUUGCCCAGGGAAUUUAUUUUAAUAGGGCUCACAAACCAUACACAUAUAAAAAUUGUACUUUUUGUUGUAUUUACCAUUAUUUACACAGCAGCUAUGAUCAGCAACCUGCUUAUUAUUGUCCUGGUCAGAGCAGACUCUCGCCUCCACACACCCAUGUAUUUCUUCCUUUCCAACUUCUCCAUCUUGGAGGUGUGCUAUACAUCCACUGUGGUGCCCCAGAUGUUGUCUCACAUCCUUUCUGAAAGGAAGACCAUUCCACUUGUCCGCUGUGCCAUGCAACUCUGCCUCUUCCUCUCCUUUGGGAUUACAGAAUGUUUUCUUCUUACCAUCAUGUCAUAUGACCGCUACGUUGCCAUUUGUCGUCCACUGCAUUAUAGCCUCAUCAUAACCAAGCAGGCAUGCAUUGCACUAGCUCUUGCUUCUUGGGCUGGUGGCUUCAUUAUUUCAGUCAUCAAUACUGCAUUCACUUUGCAACUUUCAUUUGCUGGCCACAAGAUAGACCAUUUUUUCUGUGAAAUGCCAGCCAUGAUGAGAGCGGCUGAUGGAGAAGUACAGCAAGCCAAGAUAUGCAUGCUCAUAUCCGCUGUGUUUACUUUGAUCUUACCCCUUCUAUUAGUAGUUGUGUCUUAUGCUUGUAUUCUCUACACCAUUCUUGACAGCCACUCAAAUGCAGGAAGACGCAAGGCAAUUUCCACUUGCUCUUCGCACCUGGCUGUUGUUACCCUCUUCUUUGGGGCUGUCAUUUCCAUGUACUUGAGACCAAAAUCCAGCUCUUCAAUGACAAAUUCCAAAAUGUCCUCUGUAUUUUACAUUGUUAUCACUCCUGCACUCAACCCAAUUAUAUACAGUUUGAGAAAUAAGGAGAUGUUGCAGGCUCUGAAGAAAGUGAUGAAUGUAUCGAAACAGAUGAACUAA